Vollenhovia emeryi is the source of this 2909-nucleotide messenger RNA. RefSeq names its product myosin-10-like. The coding region runs from base 537 to 1595 and encodes 352 amino acids. Lineage: Eukaryota; Metazoa; Arthropoda; Insecta; Hymenoptera; Formicidae. The record is from RefSeq and is a predicted model, not a curated record. The transcript is spliced from 5 exons.
UUAUUUAAAAAAUUAUUUUUCUUUAUUUUUUAAGUAAAACGUUAUUUUAUUAUUUGAAACAAGGUUACUUCAAGUUCGUAAAUACUGAACAAUACUUGCAAUUACGCUCGACACAUCGACUUUUCUAACGUUCUUCAUUUAUCUACAACUUAUUCAUGUAAUAUCAUUAAUUAUAUAUUUCACCUUUAUAUGUUGAUUAUUUGUACAUAAUUAACGUGUAAUAUGUCAAGCUUUCUUUUCUUUUAUACUAAGGAAAAAUAUAUACUUUAGGCAAAUCAAUUUACAUACAGAGAUAAUUUCAAAAAUUUGAAUAUUAACUCUGAACUGUGAAUAUCAAUUCAGUACAAAACAUUGAAUAACUUGAACUCCAUUACAAUAGUAAACUAAAUAUCCAAUCGAUUUAAUAUGGGUGGUAUUAGUCAAUCAAUUUGUGCAACAUGAAGUUGAACAUGAAGUGUGCGAUAUAACCAAUAAAAUAACAAAUAUAGAAAAUUAUUAGAUAUUACGGAUUAGCAUUUGGGGUUAAGCAUCGUGAUAUGCAGAAUGUUAACUUAAACAAAUGUUCUACUAAUGUAGAAAACCAAGCUUCCUAUAACAUUGCGGAAUGCGACAGAGUUGAUCAUGAAAUAGUGACUCCAUCGCAAAUAGCAAAAUUAAAUGAAGCUGUAACAAAUUUAAAAGAUGCUUUGCGAAUAAAAGAUGUACAAUUAGAAAAUUCACAUCGAGAGAAAAGUAGAUUACUGGCGGAAUUAAAGAAGCAACAAAGAUGCAACAGAAAUCUUAAACAACAGUUAGAUGGCGAGAGAAUUUUCCACCAAAGGGAGAAGGACCAUUUCCUUGAAGAAAUGCAACGGUACAGAGGCAGGUAUACCGGCAACGUGUCCAAGAUUCAGCAACAACGGCAUAAGGAGCUCGAAGAGGCACAGGAUUCCUUGGAGAGAGAAAACAAGCAGCUCAGAGCUGAGUUGUUAGAUAAAAACGAAGUUACGUAUAAUCUAUGCGUGAAGUUCCUUCGUAUGAAGUAUGCUAAAGACACAUUGAGAUAUAAAUUGGAUCAGUUGCUGCACGAGCAUUUGCUAGUAAUGGCGGAGAUGAUGGAGAAAUUAGACGAGGCGAGGAAGGAGCUUAAUUUAAUUGUAUCGGAAAAAUUUCAGGAACCGUUGCCCCUUAACAAAGCGAAAUUUUUACAAGUUGUACAGAGGAAUAACAGAUUGACGUAUGAAAAUGCGACGUUAAAGGUACAGGUUCAUCAACUUACUCAGAACAUAGAGAAAUUGAAAGGCCACGUGCAAAGACCGAAGAAGAUUAAUGUAGACGCGAAAAUCAUUGAGAAAUUAGCAACGCAAAGUAGUACAAGGUCAACUCUAGAUAAAGCGGAAAAAGUCGCGUUGCUUUCUAAAUUAUCUCAACCUGCCGUUGAAUACGCGGAAACAAUCUCGCGAGUGAAUUCUGAAAGUCCAGAUGAUUGCGUGUUUAAUGACUCCAAAGAUGUUAAAAGCAGAGACGAUAAACAUUCCAAAGAAUUUCGCACAGAUCGCGCUCAAAGUGCGCCGGGAAUUGUAGAAGCGUCCGUUGCUUCUCGACGGAAUAGAUGACUGCGUAUUUAUAUAAAUAUAUUUAUUCCUUUCUCGCGUAUCUUUAUUAAUCUGUUGAAUUGACGCGAUAUAAUAAAAUCGCUUGUUAAGGAUUGUCGCUACCAAAGUUUCUUUAUAUCAUCGAAAGGCAAGGAAACAAAUUCCUAUUUAACAAAACGUUUAUAGUGCAAAGUGAUAAUCGCGUCAUCCAACAAGUGAUGCGAGGUUUCAGUGAUAUUUUUGAAAUGAAACAAAAACAUUCGACAAUUUAAUUUUAAUCGAAAAUAUAUUUUCCAUUAUUAUUUACAACUACUUCCCGCCUUAAUCGUAAAUUUUCCAUUGCCCGGUAAUAAAAGUCUCAGUUUUGAGCUAAAAAGUAAAUCAACCUUCCUUUUAUAUAUCACAUUAUUUAUAUUUAUGAGAUGAUCCAAUAAUUAAAAAAUUAUUAAAAUAUUGCACGCUUUUGUUCGCAAUAUUUCGAAUGUUGGCUGUCACUUUUAUUUCCUUGUCUUUUGAUGCGAAACGAGAUUUAUCUAUAAUAAGACGGAGUCUUUUCAUAUCAGGCGAUGUCGAACAUUAAUUAAUAGAUCGAUUGAGACCGCGAACUAAGCAUUAAGAAAUUUGUCUUCUCCUUUUCCCCUUUUUCACCGGAUCGCUCUCGCUUUCCUACAUUACUGGGCAGAUUUCAACGCGUGUAUUUUGCGUCAACUUAGUUCCGCGACAACGAGGUCGUCGACUCGAAUUUAUUUUCUACACGCCAACCAAAAUGAGAAUCUCCAAGAUUAAGCGCAUUUAUUUAUUCCACUACGUUGCCACAUCGCCGGGCUAUUUUCUCCUCCCGUCUAUCCGCGGUGUAUAUUAUUAGCGGUACCAUUAAUGCAAUUACAGAAGCUAUCAUGGGGAACGUAGAAAACGUCUGGUGGCCAAUACUAUUUCAUAUAAGCCGAUCUACCUCUUUUCUCCUCGCCAAUAAAAAGUAUCGACAAAAUGCAGAAGGGACGUCAAUCCGCGAAUGAAUUCGUGGGCGUUCGACUAUCCUAUAUCGGACCGUGCGGCGGCAAUUAAAGCGAUAAAAAAAGGACGCGACGUGACGCAUAUAUUUCUGGCGCUUCUGAGUAAGUACAUUUUAUGCGCGAGUCGUCCGUCAUACACGUACAAGCUCUCCCCGUUAUCAGAAAUAUUAUCUUCGCUGAUACGAAUCGAGGAACGAAAGUCGAAUGCAGGCCCCAGGUUCGAAUCCUGGCUGAGGUAAUACUUUUCGCAAUAAGAAUAAUUUACAGCAUGGGGAAAGGGGGGUAUUGAGUGCUAAAUGUAGCAUCAGAAAAAUGCUAAAAU